GACCACCCGCACGACCUACCCGACACCCCAGGUUUACCUAACGCUGAACUCUCAACAGCGGGUUAAUAAAGACCAGUAAGCUCUUCCCCCGCUUAUGGUAUGUAUGUACAAUAGUGUACGAAGGUAGUGCAGUGUAGCAACGCAACCAUAAGACACAUCCCUUGACAAAAGGCCCAGAUCCACGAUCAGCUGCAACUGCAACAAUGACUUGUGCAAACACCACUGCAGAAUCAGACCCUGAUCAGCUUACCCUCGAAGCUGGUAGCCAACCAGUCUCUUCUACCUCGACUGCAAGGCAGCCUAGCAUUGUCUCCAGAGCAGGGUCAACUGCCGCCAUUUCCCUUUACAUUGUCUGCGUGCUGCUCUACAUUUUGACAUCCCAAAACCAGCAACAUGUUUGGUCUGAUGUUGCACGCUUUCUGAUCCUCGUCGUAUGCUCGGCCGACGGCGCGGUAAUCUUUCUCCUCCACAAAUCCCAUUUCGUACAGAACAAAGUCGAGAUAGUCACCACCUUUCUGAUGCUUGCCCUCAUCCUAAGAUUUAUUCUAGACGGCGUCACAGACGGAUUGGGCAUCAUCAUGGCCUCUCUGUUUCUUGCGGGCAAGUUUCCCGAGUUGCGGGCUGAUGUUACAGGGUGGUGGCUCCAUGCCGGGGCGGCAUAGGCGCAGCUCUCUCUCUUUACAGUGAGGUGUCGGUCCGGUAUUGUAUGUACUGUACAGGAGGGUCCGAAAUGAUGAACGGCCUUUUCCCAAGCGUCUGGGAACGAUAUGUGGCUUGGGACUCGGGUUGUCAUCCCGGUGUCAAAGGAAAGAAGCGUGUAGCUGUUAGUUGAGCAUGUCAAUUACUACUACGUAUGAGGAAGAUAGAUCAGCUGGGUGAUUG
Messenger RNA from Canariomyces notabilis, 882 nucleotides. RefSeq lists its product as uncharacterized. NCBI's taxonomy places the organism in Eukaryota, Fungi, Ascomycota, Sordariomycetes, Sordariales, Chaetomiaceae. The record is from RefSeq and is a predicted model, not a curated record. The coding region runs from base 204 to 662 and encodes 152 amino acids. The transcript is spliced from 3 exons.